Anoplopoma fimbria (sablefish) is the source of this 1551-nucleotide messenger RNA. It is a transcript of the gene serinc4, whose product is annotated as serine incorporator 4. Lineage: Eukaryota; Metazoa; Chordata; Actinopteri; Perciformes; Anoplopomatidae. The coding region runs from base 1 to 1551 and encodes 516 amino acids. The record is from RefSeq and is a predicted model, not a curated record. The transcript is spliced from 11 exons. Gene Ontology annotation, cellular component: membrane.
AUGGCCAAAUGUAGGGUCGUCGCGGUCGAUGAAAAGCAGUUAAGUGGCGCGAUGUCGGCCAGUCAGGGGAUGAACCGCAGCGGCGUCUACAACUACUUCCUCAACAUGGUGGCCUAUCAGAUUUGCUGCUGCUGUGGACCGGCUCCCUGCUCGCUCUGCUGUGCCUUCUGUCCUCCGGUCAAAUCCUCCACCAGCACACGGGUCAUGUACACGCUGUUCCACAUCAUGACCUGCGCCGUCUCCUGCCUCAUGCUGUCCCGCACCGUCUCCGAGCUUGUCAGGGAAAAUGUGCCUUUUUUCAACAUGGUGUGUGAUCAGGCCCACGGCGGCGGCCACUGCGAGAUGCUGGUUGGCUACUCGGCGGUCUACAGAGUCUGCUUCGGCACUUCCUGUUUCUACCUGAUGAUGGCGAUCUUCCUCAUCGACGUGAAGUCCAGUCAGGACUACAGGGCGCUCAUACACAACGGCUUCUGGUUCCUGAAGUUCAUCACUCUGCUCGGGACGUGCACCGCUGCCUUCUUCAUCCCCACGGAGUCCUUCCUGCACGCUUGGCAUUAUGUUGGUGUGGUGGGAGGAUUUGCCUUCAUCCUCAUCCAACUCAUCCUCAUCACAGCUUUUGCACACACCUGGAACAAGAACUGGUUGACCGGAGCGGCAGAGAACAAGCGUUGGUACCUGGCGGUGACGUGCGCCACCCUCUUCUUCUACACCAUCGCCACCAUGGCCUUCACCUUCAUGUACAAGUACUACACCCACCCCAUCGCCUGCCACUUCAACAAGGCCCUGCUGUGGAUCAACUUGGGGCUCUGUGGCCUCAUGUCCUUCAUAGCUGUCACACCGUGCGUGAAGCAGAAGCAGCCUCGGUCGGGGCUCCUUCAGGCCUCCAUCAUCAGCUGUUACGUCAUGUACCUCACGUUCUCCGCACUGGCCAGCCGCCCGCCAGAGAAAGUGGUGUAUCAGGGCAUGAACAUGACCGUCUGUUACCCCAGCGUGGGACAAGAUGGCAUCCAGAACGAAGGCAACGCUGUGGCCAUAAUUGGAGCUGCCAUCAUGUACUGCUGCGUCCUCUUCGCAUGUAAUGAAGCUUCCUACCUGGCGGAGAUGUUCGGUCCGUUUUGGAUGAUCAAAGUUUACCGCUACGAGUUCCAGAAAGCCACCUGCUGCUUCUGCUGCCCCGAGGAAGAGGAAGCUGAGGAGGAGUUUGUGAUGGACGAAGAGAACAAAGGCUGUCAGAAUGUCAUUCACAACGAGACGCAGAGAGUGGCUUACAGCUACUUCUUCUUCCAUUUCGUCUUCUUCUUGGCCUCGCUGUACGUCAUGAUGACCCUCACGAACUGGUUCAGCUACGAGUCAGCAGUGUUGGAGACCACCUUCACCCACGGCAGCUGGUCUACCUUCUGGGUGAAGAUGUCGUCGUGCUGGGCCUGCGUCAUCCUCUACCUCUGGCUGCUGCUCGGCCCUCUCUGCAGCUGCCAGUCCGAAUCCAGACCUCGACGCUCGCGCAUCAAACGGCGCUCGGGAUCCUCCCGCCACGUCUCCGUCACCGUCUGA